CCCCCUUUCCAGCUCCUCCUCCGCCGCCGCCACCGCCAGCCCCUUGUGUGGGACUCCAUUUUCCCAGUCCCAAAGUCUCAAAGGAAAGGGCCGUGGGAGCGCGCCUCCAAGAUGGAAUAGGGGCUCCCAGCGCCGCCGGAUCUGCAAAAAUUAAGGAUAUCCCCGUCCUUUUGUGUGUGUGUGUUUGUGUGUUGUUGGGGAAGGAGGAGGAGGAGGAGGAGGGAAGGAAGAGACGCACGCACACGCAUACAGAGAGAGUUCAGCUGGUGGUCUUGCUGAGAAUGGAUGAUCAAGGGAGGCUGAUCCAAGCUCGGGGUGCUGUGGGGCUCCCGGGCCACCCUCCCGUCCAAGGGGUGCAGACGAUGACCCCUCACUCUCUCCACGAGCCCCCCUCGGACAACGGGGAGCCCCGGAAGCAAGACAUCGGCGACAUCCUCCAGCAGAUCAUGACCAUCACCGACCAAAGCUUGGACGAAGCGCAGGCAAAGAAACACGCGCUGAAUUGUCACCGCAUGAAGCCGGCCCUGUUCACGGUUCUCUGUGAAAUCAAAGAAAAAACAGGACUCAGCAUCCGAAGUUCCCAGGAAGAGGAGCCUGUGGACCCCCAGCUGAUGCGCCUGGACAACAUGCUGCUGGCCGAGGGGGUGGCUGGACCCGAGAAAGGGGGUGGCUCGGCAGCUGCCGCGGCAGCCGCAGCAGCGGCAGGGGGGGUGUCCCCCGAUAACUCCAUCGAACACUCCGAUUACCGCAACAAGCUUUCGCAGAUCCGCCAGAUCUACCACUCCGAGUUGGAGAAGUACGAACAGGCCUGCAACGAGUUUACAACACACGUGAUGAACCUGCUGAGGGAGCAGAGCCGCACCCGCCCCGUCUCGCCCAAGGAGAUUGAGCGCAUGGUCAGCAUCAUCCACCGGAAAUUCAGUUCCAUUCAGAUGCAGCUGAAGCAGAGCACGUGCGAGGCUGUCAUGAUCCUGCGCUCCCGCUUCCUGGAUGCCAGGCGGAAGCGACGCAAUUUCAGCAAACAGGCCACCGAGGUGCUCAAUGAAUAUUUCUACUCACACCUGAGCAACCCGUACCCCAGCGAAGAAGCCAAGGAGGAGCUUGCCAAGAAAUGUGGCAUCACCGUCUCACAGGUCUCAAACUGGUUCGGGAACAAGCGCAUCCGCUAUAAGAAGAACAUCGGCAAGUUCCAAGAGGAAGCCAAUAUUUACGCCGUGAAAACGGCGGUCAGCGCCGCACAGAGUGGGGGCGACUCCCCCAACACCCCCUCCUCCGCGGGUAACUCCCCUCCCCCACAAACAAAAACUCCACUACACCCCAUGUUGGUGCAGGAGUCCUCGCAGGGAUUGGAGACACAGGCAGAACUCCAGCCUCCAGCCAGAUCCCUCCGCUCCCACAGAGCCCUAUCCUGUUCCUUACAGACAGUGCCCCUUACUGGGUGCAGAAGGAGUAGGCGCCUCCCUUCCCUUCCCCACUCCCCCCAACCACCAAAGUUUGCGUCCCCUUUUUGGCCUUGGAAUAGCCAUGGUUUUCCUUCUGUAAAUAGAUUCGUCUGGCUUGCUCUCUCCAGCUAGUCCUCUUUGCACUGUUGUUGCUAAUCUUUCAUUUGUUAUAGAGGAGGACCUGUGUUUUCCCACCUCAUUCACCCUACUACUGUCUUCCCCCCCACCUCCAAAAACCCUUCUUCUGUU
Molecule: messenger RNA, 1691 nt
Organism: Pogona vitticeps (central bearded dragon)
Lineage: Eukaryota; Metazoa; Chordata; Lepidosauria; Squamata; Agamidae
Source: RefSeq, a predicted model, not a curated record